UUUUUUUUUAAAGACAUUUCAAAUAAUCACCAUGUCAUAGUUAGUUUAGUUUAUUUUCUCUCAUUGAUAUUCAUUAGAAUGUAGGUUAAAAUAAAAUAAGAAGAAUUUUUAUGUUCUAUUUCAAAAAUGACAUAAGCUGGUAGAUUGAAACUUGAACAAAGUUAUUAUUACUUGUUCUUUGUUUAAUUGAUAUGUUAGAUAUGAAAUAAUAAGAUAGACCUACAUUUAAUCAAUAUUAAUCUCGUGUUAAAUUUAGAAAUUCAAAAGAAAAUAUUUAUUUAUUUUAGUUACCUGAAAUAAAUCUAAAUGUCAAAUUAAUUUUACUACCAUGUCCAAUAAGUCAACAAGAAUCAAAGCAGAUUUAAUAUCAAAAACAUAACAGAAAAAUUUGCUUUAAAUCUUCAUCUUGAUGAAACAGCAACAAGUGGUGAAGAUUGGGCUGAUGAUGAAGAACAAAUUGAAGGUGAUGAAGAUGAUCUUAAUAGAGAAAAUCUUAAUAAUAAUCAAGAUGAACAAGAUGAAGGUUGGGGUGAUACUGAAAUUGAAUUACCACCUGAUCUUACACGGAAAGUAUUAAGUGUUUGUGAAAAAAAUUCAAUUGAUGAACAUCCAUUAAAUUAUGAUGAAUAUAAUCCAUUUAGUAUUUGUCCAGCAUCCUAUGUACCACAUUUAUCGGUAUGAAAUUUAAAAAUGAAACCGAAUUUAAUUUAAAGUAAUCUUUAUUUCUUGUUUAGUGAAAAUCCAUUAUCCGAUGCUGUCCAUUUACCCGAAUUUAAAGGACAAUUAUGUCGUGUUACAAAAGCAACUGAAAUUGGAAUUCUAAUUCUAUUAUCAUUAUUAUUAACUUUUAAUGCAUAUAUUUAUCAUGUUGAAAAAGUAACUUAUCAUUAGAACGUUUUUCUUUUCUUUCAAGAUAAAGAAAUCCGUUUCUAAAACGAGAAUUUAGAAUCAAUACAUUUGUUUGAAAUAAGUUUACUUUAGUAGAUAUUGAAAUUCUAUGAUAAUAUACAAGAAUAAAUAAUCUCGAUUUAUAAAACGACAUCAAUGCAACUGGGUACUUUAUAAUUGCUUAAGAAAUUUUAUCGACAUGAUUUCAUUUGAUAUUCACCCUUUGCAAUAUCUCGAUUGGCUCACUUAAUUGGUAACCUACACACAUCUAUUCAAUAUUCAUACCGCCAGCCUUUUCUUGAUCACGUUUAACUAUAUAAUGAAGUCAUUAAUACGACUAAGAGAUAAUUAAAUGUCUAAAGAACUACUUUUCGUUUAUAGAUUUCUUCACAUUUAAAUAAAAAUAAAAAUGAACAAUGAGAAAUAACUUUUCAUUCUAAAAACUAAAAUUGAAGAUAAUGAUGAUUUUCUAUUCAAUGGUUUAUUUUCCCCAAUUGAAAAAAUCUUUGUUGAUUUCGAUUGACUUUUCUCCAGUUUUGCAACUACAGAGUUUCAAAGUAAUAACAAAAUAAAAACCUAUUCUAAAAACGAAUUUUCUUAAAUUAAUAUCGUUUGUAGAUAUUCAUCAUAGUGAUGAAAAUCUUGACUCUACUAUAGAAAAACCUGAUCUUAAUGAAGCAUUUCCAAGAACUUCUAUAAUAACAACAAUGAAACGAGAAACAACAUAAUCGAAAAGAUGUGUUAUUGAAAAACAAGUUCAAUAAUCAUCAAAUCAAAAUGAAAAUAUACAAAACUGAAACAAUGAGUAAUAUAUGUGGAGAUAAACAUCAUACAACAUUAAAAACGAGAUGGUAAAAUAAUUCGAGAAUAUGAAAAUGCAAGAAUAGAUGAAUUAGAUCAAAUUGAUUCAUCAUCGAAUGAUAAUAAUGAUCAGCCAAUUAUUAGUAGGAAGAAACAUUCGGACUUUUAAAAAAAAACUUUUUCUUAAAUAAAAUUUUUUUGUUCAAAUGAUCUACUUAAAAUAAACGAAAGAAAAUACGUAUUAUUCGAAUUUGUUUUUUUUUUAUUUUGAACCUUUUUUCUCUAAUCUUCAUUUACAACUAACUCACAAAUUAGAAUAUCAAUUUAAUCUUGUUAUUGGUUUUUUAGAAAAAAAAUCUACAAAUACUUCAAUAUCAAUCUUCACCAUAAAGUAAAUUAUUUAGAUACGUUGAAUAAUAUAUUAGUAUCAUUCGUGAAGAAAGGAACUUUUAUUUUUGUUAAAUAGCAUAUAAACGGAUGCGAAGAAAGCAUUGUGAAAAUUAAGAAAGUUAGUGUUCUCCUUUUCUUCUGAUCUAAAGCCACACCCACGCCCUAGAAAUUCUUCGAUUCGCAUCACAAUGGCGAUUACGUUUUUGGAUACGAGUAUUAUCCACGAUUUUUUUAAGUCUGAUUAUGAGAGUGAUAGAUUUUAUCAGCACAGACACUAAACAUUUACAUGUCAGUUGGUUAUCUAAGUUAUGGUAUGAUAGAAAUUUUGGAUCUUUUGAAAAACAAGACAAUUGAACAUAAGAUACAUGAAAAGCAGUCGUAUAUAUUGUUUAUUUCUAGAAAUAAAAGUCUCUGUGAUGACUAGUCUAAGGAAAAACAUGGUUCUUUUUUAAUAUCUCACAGUCAUAAUAGUAAUAGAAACUGUAUAAUCUUUCUUUGAACAACAGUUCUAAUCAGUCUAAUUCGAUACCGAUAUUGCAGUAGGCUAUACACUGGAAAGAGGUGUAAAAAUUGCGAUGCUCGAAUCAGGCUUCAGAAUGGACAACUUUUUCAUGGUAUAGACUUGCCAGAUUCGAUAAAAAUUUCGUUGACAAAGAUUUCUUCUAGUUUUACUUGAAGAUGAUUUCGCCAUCGUUGAAGAACUUGAUACAUGUAAAUGAGUAUAGCAUAAUAUAUCUGUCUGAAGAUUUCUCACAAAUUGAAUCUCAAAAGGACAAUCAAUGCAUAAACAAUUUUUUGGGUGUGGGUGUGGGUGUGGGUGGACUGUGGGUGUGGGUGUGGGUGUGGGUGGACUGUGGGUGUGGGUGUGGGUGUGGGUG
This is a messenger RNA of Rotaria sp. Silwood1, 2957 nucleotides long. NCBI's taxonomy places the organism in Eukaryota, Metazoa, Rotifera, Eurotatoria, Philodinida, Philodinidae. The record is from the annotation of a GenBank genome assembly.